AUGGAAGAGCUCGUGUCGAAAAUCAAGGAGAAAGUCAAGGCUGCCAAUGACAGUCUGAAUCACGCAAGGUACAACUCAACGAUGCUGCACAGGCUGUGUCAGGAAAUGAUGAAGAUCGUAGGCCUCUUGGUGCUGCCCACUGAAGAUUCUCAGAAGGACUGCUUGAUGUUUCUGAGAGAUGCUGCAGCAGAGGCUUCUGUGUUGGUGAGAGAACAUGCAAGGCCAUUUGACCUGGGCACAUACCUCAAAGUGGACGAUGUCAGGCACAAAGUGGAGUCCUUGUGCCUGACGGCCAGAGCGUGUCUGCUUGAGCUGGGCCUGGAAGAGGACAGGGUGGACAUCAGGACGAAACUGGAUGCCAGUGCUGUGGAGGAAGACAAACAGUACACGUACUGGUACCUCAGCUGCAUAUUGCAGGGGACUGCUGUGGACAGGCCGCUGUCAGCAGAAUCUAGGCGUGAACUGGAAGCGCUGAUUACCAGGCAGAGACAUCGGAUGGAGUUCGUUAACAUCAUACAAGAAGAAGAACUUCAGCUUGAGGGGCAGAUCGGUGAGGGUGGCUUCGGCGAGGUUUUGAAAGCUAGGUGGCAAGGGAGGGCUGUGGCUGUGAAGAAACUUCGAAAGGACCUCAGUCCAGAGACACGCGCCGGGUUCUACACUGAAGUCGGGUUACACAUCCAGCUGCAGCACCCCAGCGUGGUGCGGUGUUUUGGCGCAACCCGGACAAAUGCAAUCGUGAUGGAGCUGGCUUCUACUGACCUGGAGAAGUUCGGCUGGCAGAAUGGUGCAAACCUCACAUGGCGGCAGAAGGUUCAGCUGAUGCUGAGCGCAUGUGCAGGCUUGAAGCAUCUUCACAAGCGCAUGGUUGUGCACAGGGACGUCAAGACCUGCAAUUUCUUGUGUUUCGAGGGUCUGGCAGGUCACCUACCCACUGUGAAAAUUGGGGACUUUGGUCUGGCAGUUGUGAAGGCGGAGACGCGGUCGAAGAUGGGAGGUCCACAGCAGGGCACGGUCUUGUGGAUGGCACCAGAGAUCAUCGAUGGAGCCCCCGAGAGCUUUGCCUCCGAUGUAUUCAGCUUUGGAUUGGUCCUCUUUGAGCUGGUGACAACAUCACAACCCUACAGGAACCUAACGAUGCCCCAAACCAAAUUGAAAAAGGAGCGUGGGGAGGACCCAUGCAUGAUUCCAGACAGUUGUCCCAGAGCCCUGACAGAACUGCUGAGGCAGUGCAUCAGACCAGUGCCACAGCAGAGACCAACGAUGGAGGAAAUUGAGAAGGGGCUUGACAAUAUUCUUAAAGAG
This is a messenger RNA of Ostreobium quekettii, 1302 nucleotides long. Lineage: Eukaryota; Viridiplantae; Chlorophyta; Ulvophyceae; Bryopsidales; Ostreobiaceae. The record is from the annotation of a GenBank genome assembly.